Fusarium odoratissimum NRRL 54006 is the source of this 273-nucleotide messenger RNA. RefSeq lists its product as uncharacterized. The record is from RefSeq and is a predicted model, not a curated record. NCBI's taxonomy places the organism in Eukaryota, Fungi, Ascomycota, Sordariomycetes, Hypocreales, Nectriaceae. The transcript is spliced from 2 exons. The coding region runs from base 1 to 273 and encodes 90 amino acids.
AUGCGUCUCUUCCUGAGCGGGUAUCAGUACUAUGUUAAUCCCACGUGGCAUGUGACAGACUGGAAGAAGCAAGGAGAAGGAAUAUCAAUGCUCAUCAAGACAGAAAACACGCAAGACGUUGUCGGCUGUAGCCCUAACCAGUAUCUUGGGAGUGGUAAAUCAAUCAAGGCAUGGGGACACCCACAGCCUUUCGGCCCUGAAGUCCGGUGGAGUCUAGAGAGAAGAGAGGAUCCUGUUGUGUUACCACACCUCACCUACCCCAAGACGGGGUGA